GAAGCGAGAUGCGGUUUUCCAUUCCUCAGGCGCCUCGUCACGCUUUCAACAUUUCCGAAAACAGGAGCGGGGACGCAGAGAAUGUGACCGUACACUUCAGGAUAAAGACGCGAGGGGAAGCACGAAUGUGUCCAUUUAGCGUUGACGUCCUGGGAGGAGAGGGCAGAGGGGAAAAAGCGGUCCCCACUUUCGACUGGUGGCGCAGCGAUUGCUUCCCGGUCUCAUUCCUCCAGAAGUGACCAAAGAAAACGGGCGGACAGACAGACGGCUGCAGAAGCAAGGGGUGCGUCGGGGCGCGGAGAAAUCAGCGCUAGCGGGGAGGAGGGCCGGUGGGGCCUGAGCGGGCGGGCGCGGCCGCCGUCGGGGCGGGGCUCAGGGUGCGCGGGCUGCCCGGCAGCAAGCGCUCGGCAGCCGGGUUCCCUUUACGAGAGACACUUCUCGCCAGCGCUACCUCCUGGCAGACACCUCAUCUGAGCGGCAGCAGGCGUCACCAAAGGGCUGGGCAGCAGGGCGAGCGCUGCAGCCGCACGGGAUCUGGGACACAAGCAGGUGCAGCUGUCCCAAGUUUGGCGUCCUCCACUUGACACUCGCUGUUCGAGCCAUGCCUGGAGGCGUGGACACGGUGGACCUACCGGCGUGGAACCAAGCUUCGGGCCUGUCCCAGGGCCUCCGCCACAGAAAUGCUAUGGCACAUCUUGAUUCUGAGGUGAAAGAAGAAUGUCUGAGGGAAGACUUGAAGUUCUAUUUCAUGAGCCCCUGUGAAAAAUACCGAGCCAGGCACCAGAUUCCAUGGAAACUGGGCUUGCAGAUUUUGAAGAUAGUCAUGGUUACCACGCAGCUUGUUCGUUUUGGUUUGGGGAAUCAGCUGGUUGUUGCUUUCAAAGAAGACAACACCAUUGCUUUUAAGCAUUUGUUUUUGAAAGGCUAUUCUGGUGUCGAUGAAGAUGACUACAGUUGCAGUGUAUAUACUCAGGAGGACACCUACGAAAGCAUCUUUUUCGCUAUUGAUCAGUACCACCAUCUAAAGAACAUCUCCCUGGCCACCCUUGAUUACGGGGAAAAUGAAGACCAUAGGAUUGGCCUGAAGGUCUGUAAGCAGCAUUACAAGAAGGGGAUGGUGCCUUCUGCUAAUGACACACUGAACCUUGACAAUGACAUUGAGACAGAUUGUAUCCACUUGGACCUCCAGGUCCUCUCCCAGGAUCCUCAGGACUGGAAACAGUCAUCUUUCUUCAGACUGGAUUUUGAUCGGCUCUUACACGUUGAAAUGUCCUUUCAUCUCAAGGGCAUCGACCUACAGACCAUUCGUUCCCGAGAGCUGCCUGACUGUUACAUCUUUCAGAACACGAUCACCCUCGACAACAGAGCUCACAGUGGCAAAAUCAGAGUCUAUUUUGAGAGUGAUGCCAAGAUAAGAGAAUGUAAAGAUCUAAACAUAUCUGGAUCCAUUCCAAAGAACACUCAGUAUGUGCUGGCGUUUGAUACAUUUGUCAUUGUAAUUUGCCUGGCGUCUCUCACUCUGUGCACCCGAUCCAUUGUCCUUGCCCUGAGUUUGCGAAAGAGAUUUCUACAGUUCUUCCUGGAGAAGUACAAGCGACAGGUGUGUGAUGCUGACCGGUGGGAGUUCAUCAAUGGAUGGUAUGUCCUGGUGAUUGUCAGUGACCUCAUGACAAUAAUUGGAUCCAUAAUGAAAAUGGAAAUCAAAACAAAGAAUCUCACAAAUUAUGAUCUGUGCAGCAUCUUACUUGGGACAUCUACGCUGUUUGUGUGGGUCGGAGUCAUUCGUUACCUGGGUUAUUUCCAAGCAUAUAAUGUCCUUAUCUUAACAAUGCAAGCCUCGCUACCCAAAGUUCUUCGAUUUUGUGCUUGUGCGGGUAUGAUUUAUCUGGGUUACACAUUCUGUGGCUGGAUUGUCUUAGGCCCCUAUCACGACAAGUUUGAAAAUCUGGACAUAGUUGCUGAGUGCCUCUUUUCUCUGGUCAAUGGUGAUGACAUGUUUGCGACUUUCGCUCAAAUUGAGCAGAAGAGUGUCUUGGUGUGGCUGUUUAGCCGUCUCUAUUUAUAUUCCUUCAUUAGCCUUUUUAUAUAUAUGAUUCUCAGCCUUUUUAUUGCACUUAUCACAGAUUCUUACGACACUAUUAAGAAAUACCAACAGAAUGGGUUUCCUGAAACAGACCUACAGCAAUUUCUGAAAAGGGGUAGCAGUGAAGAGGAGCAGCGGAGAGAGGCCUCGGCCUUCCUGUCGCACACCUGCUGUUGGAGGAGGAAGUCAAGCGAUGACCACUUGAUACUUAUUAACUAAAGUCCUCCUGCUAAGGACAAUUAAGUUUCAGGCCUCUUCCCAGUGACAAUGCAGAGGGACCCCAUACAGCUUGGACCAGCAGUUCCAAAAGGAUUGUUUUACUUAAUUGUGGAUUGUAAAAGAGAAGUGACUGUCAGCUGGCUGACUAUAACUGAAGUUCCAAAGUAACUUUUUUAUAAACUUGAAUGAGUAAGAAGAGCUUGCCGGCUUCUACUGAGCAUUAGUGUAAUUGAGCAGUGAUAAUGAAAUUUUCUGCUAGUUUGCUAAUUAUGAUAUGAUGGGAAAAACAGUACAUUUUAGGAAGUACAAAUAAAUGAUAUCUAAAU
Molecule: messenger RNA, 2628 nt
Organism: Ochotona princeps (American pika)
Lineage: Eukaryota; Metazoa; Chordata; Mammalia; Lagomorpha; Ochotonidae
Gene: MCOLN2
Product: mucolipin TRP cation channel 2
Exons: 14
Coding region: 602-2302 (566 amino acids)
Cellular component (GO): plasma membrane; lysosomal membrane
Molecular function (GO): NAADP-sensitive calcium-release channel activity
Source: RefSeq, a predicted model, not a curated record